CGCGGGAAAACGCGUGCGCGCGAGAGAGAGAGAGAGAUAGCGAGCAUUGCCGGGCGGCGGCGAUGGAUCCGAAGGAUGGCGGUGGAGACGAGGAGGAGGAGGAGGAGUUUGGGUUCUCAAGGAAUUACUUUUUGGCCAGAGAGAUUGGCGGCGGAUCCGGGAAGAAAUCCGGUCGCAAGCUCUCUGAUAUCGAUCUCGCAGACGAGCAGGUCUUGAGAGCAGAAACAUCCAGGAUUAAGGAAAAACAUGAGAAAGAGAUUGCACUUUUGCUGAAAAGCUACAAAGAUUUAUACCCGAAGUGGCUAUUUGAGCUGAGGUGUGGUUUUGGCCUAUUGAUGUAUGGAUUUGGCUCAAAGAAGGUUUUGCUUGAAGAUUUUGCUUCUACAUCAUUGACAGAUUAUGGAGCACUUGUCCUCAAUGGUUAUCUUCCAUCCAUCAACCUAAAACAAGUCAUUAUCGCUAUAUGUGAAAUGCUACAAGACCAACUAAAAACCAGUAGGAAGGGUUCUGUGAGGAAGAAGGCAAAAACUCAGCAACCUCUUAGUUUUCAAUCCAUGGAAGAUCUGCUAAUGUUUCUGAAUGAACAGCCUUCAGAUGAUAAUGAAUCAUUUGUUUGCCUUAUAAUUCACAACAUUGAUGGACCUGCUUUGCGUGAUUUUGAAACCCAACAAUACCUUGCAAGGCUGGCCAGCUGUUCUCCUGUCCGUGUCAUUGCAUCUACUGACCAUGUCAAUGCACCUCUAUUGUGGGACAAGAAGAUGGUUCAUACUCAGUUUAACUGGUGCUGGUACCACGUACCCACAUUCGCGCCAUACAAAGCAGAAGGUGUGUUCUUCCCUCUGAUACUCGCCGGCAGCAGUGCUGCCCAAAGCACAAAAACCGCCCUUGUUGUCCUUCAGAGCUUGACCCCAAAUGCACAGAGUGUGUUCAAAGUCCUUGCAGAGCAUCAGCUUGCCAAUGUAAAAGAGGAAGGCAUGCCUGUCAAUACUUUGUACACCAAGUGCCGAGAAAAGUUCUUGGUUAGUAGCCAGGUGACAUUGAAUUCUCAUCUGACAGAGUUCAAGGAUCAUGAAUUAGUGAAGGUGAGAAAGCACUCUGAUGGCCAGGAUUGUCUUUAUAUACCUCUCACCACUGAAUCAUUGGAGAGGCUUCUGCAAGAACUGGUAUGAGUUUAAUGUCUCUUGUUGUUCUUUGAAUUGGAUAAUGCUCACUUCUAUGAUUCAUUAAUUAUCUAAUUAAUGCAUUCUAAGCAGUUCAUCCA
Molecule: messenger RNA, 1261 nt
Organism: Dioscorea cayenensis subsp. rotundata (Guinea yam)
Lineage: Eukaryota; Viridiplantae; Streptophyta; Magnoliopsida; Dioscoreales; Dioscoreaceae
Product: origin of replication complex subunit 2
Exons: 6
Coding region: 63-1169 (368 amino acids)
Biological process (GO): DNA replication
Cellular component (GO): nuclear origin of replication recognition complex; nucleus
Molecular function (GO): DNA replication origin binding
Source: RefSeq, a predicted model, not a curated record